Molecule: messenger RNA, 979 nt
Organism: Hordeum vulgare subsp. vulgare (domesticated barley)
Lineage: Eukaryota; Viridiplantae; Streptophyta; Magnoliopsida; Poales; Poaceae
Exons: 4
Coding region: 270-494 (74 amino acids)
Source: RefSeq, a predicted model, not a curated record
GGACUCGCCGAACUGCAAAGUGCAACGGGUUGGUUCCCCUCGCUGCUUCGACCUUUCCGCCGUCCGAUCCAAGAUCGUGCGGGCCACAGCUGGAGCUGCCGGCAAUUGCAUAGUCCGCGAGGACCGCGACACGCGAGCCCACCGUCCCCGGCCCGUCCCUCCUCCCCGCGUCCGACGACCUGCUCCGCCGCGCCGAUCGACUCCAUCUCACCCACGCCGCCGCCGGUGAUCCGGGAGGCAGUCGAGGGGCCAGCGCGCGACCGGAGGGGAUGCGGCAGCAGCGGGGCGUCGGCGGGGGCGGGGGCCGGCGGGAUCCGGGGUUGCUGACCAGGGUGGUGGACAAGGUCUUCCGCUUCGUCCGCCUCGCCGAGUUCGAGAUCCUCUUCGUCCUCUUCUUCCUCAUCGCCUUCAUCCUCUUCAAGGAUCUCAUGUCUCGACCAGAUUACAACCAGAUCUUUGUCAAGAAGCCUGAUCAAGAUGACCGCUGGCCUUAGAGGGGCAUGGCGUUUUCUUCAUUUAUAUUGCUUACAUCCCCUUGAGCUCUGAGCGAAUUUGUGUAUGAAAGGCAGUACUUUUUUGGUCAGUGAUGUAUGCCAAAGAUUACCACCAUUCAGGUCUGGAUGACUGGCUCUGACAGUAAUCUUGUUGAGAACAAGCUUAUGAUGGUUCCUAGUCACUCGGAAUCUUCAAAACCUAGAUAGGCCAUGCAUCUUUUUUUAGUCAUCAUUUGAUGAUGGACCGCCUUGAAGAUCCAAAUGGUGUUCUUCAUCAUGAUCAUAACAACUGAAGUUACUGAUAGCUCUGUCUUGUAGAAAACUGGGGUGUGACUAUCAGAUAAAUGUCUCACAGUAUCCACUACAUAGAUUCAUGGGAUCAUGGUUAUUAGAUUUCGCUCCAGCUGUUAUAUUGUUUCCGCCAGUGGAUAUUUGUUUUUGGUAAUAUAAGGUGCAUUGGGCAAUUUGUGUGCCUUAAGACUUCA